GGUGCCGGAUUCAGUGCUGCUCUCACACGUGCCUUGCGUGAGACAGUCAGAUUUCACGAGGGCGUCGUUUGCGGCGAGAAAUCCCGUCUCCUUACCGUCAGAGGUGAACACUUUAAAAACGAUGCGGUAAACCUAUGUCAAAGAAACUCAGAUCGAGUGUGGAACUUGAUUCGGAGCAUCAGUGGUGAGGGGGAAAAAAAUGAAAUGAAAGAUACAGCAAUACGCGAGUACAAGAGUGGUAGCUCAUUCAGUUGUUCGAGACAAAAUACAAGAUGGUAAAAAAGAACCUUCCUGGAUGUGAUCAGAGCCCUGAAGACCAUCUGAUUAACAUCAAUGUGGGUGGUCUGAAGCACAGUUUCUCUUCUAGUACUCUACAGAGGUUUCCAGAUACCCGGUUAUGUCGCCUUCUGUCCUGUGACACUGUUGAAGCCAUUUUACAGGUUUGCGAUGACUAUGACAUUCAAGAGAAGGAAUUUUACUUUGACCGAAACCCGAAUCUCUUUCCUUAUGUCUUCCAUUUCUACCAAACUGGGAAACUGCACAUCAUGGAGGAGCUGUGCAUCUUCUCCUUCUGCCAGGAAAUUGAGUACUGGGGAAUAAAUGAGUUCUUCUUGGAUAGUUGCUGUAGUUAUCUCUAUCAUGAUCGUAGGUUAGAGAGCCAUCACAAGUCCUGGGAUGAAGAAAGUGAUGUAAGCAGCGUGGACACCUCUGUGGAUGAGAUAUCUGACCUAAACAAGGACAUCCAACAUUUCCAGGACAUGCGUUUUGGAAAUAUACGUAAGUGCCUAUGGUUGACUUUGGAGAAUCCAGGAUAUUCCAUUCCAAGCAAGCUCUUCAGCUUGGUUUCCAUCAUUGUUGUGUUAAUAUCAAUUGCCACUAUGUGCAUCAACAGCAUCCCAGAGUAUCAGGUGUAUGAUGAUAGUGGCCAGUUAAUCGAGGAUCCAACCAUGCAAGCUUUGGAGAUUCUUUGCAUCUGCUGGUUCACUUUUGAAGUGGUAACACGCAUGGUCCUUGCACCAAAUCGUAGAAAGUUUUUCCUUCAUCCUCUAAAUGUGAUUGAUAUCGUUUCAGUGCUGCCUAUCUACAUCACCCUAAUUUUUGACCUGUUUGCUGGUAGUGAAUCAGAGCUGGAAAACAUUGGGAAAAUUGUUCAGGUUCUUAGGCUCAUGAGGAUCUUCAGAGUGCUGAAGUUGGCUCGGCACUCAACAGGCCUAAGGUCAUUAGGUGCUACAUUACGGCAUAGUUACAGAGAAGUAGGCAUCCUUCUACUCUACCUGGCUGUAGGUGUAUGCGUCUUCUCUGGUGUAGCUUACACUGCAGAGUAUGAGGAGGAUGUCGGUUUGGACACCAUUCCUGCUUGUUGGUGGUGGGGUACAGUAAGCAUGACCACUGUUGGCUAUGGAGAUGUUGUACCUGUCACAGUUGCUGGAAAGUUAGCAGCUUCUGGAUGUAUCCUGGGUGGCACAUUAGUAGUGGCGUUACCCAUUACAAUUAUCUUCAACAAGUUCUCCCAUUUCUACCGCAAACAGAAGGCUCUGGAGGCUUCAGUAAGAAACAACAACAACAACAAGGGACCAGGGCAAGAGAAUGAAGAAGGAUCUGAAGAUGAUAGCCAAUGUUUGGAGGAUGAGGAUAAGGAGGAGGAAAAAGAUGGAGUGAAUGUAAGAGGGGUAGUAAAUUACAGUUAUGUACAUAAUUUGCUUUCAGCCUCUUCUACACAGUAUGAAAUGAAUGAUCCAUUUACAACAAGAGGAAAUGCAAUUUAUAAUCUCUGAAACUGCUGGUCUAUUACGUCCAAUAGUACAAACAGCAUGAUAGUAUAUAACUCUGCAUUCAUGCC
Messenger RNA from Silurus meridionalis, 1840 nucleotides. Its product is annotated as potassium voltage-gated channel subfamily S member 2. The record is from RefSeq and is a predicted model, not a curated record. The coding region runs from base 273 to 1775 and encodes 500 amino acids. The transcript has 3 exons. Lineage: Eukaryota; Metazoa; Chordata; Actinopteri; Siluriformes; Siluridae. Gene Ontology annotation, cellular component: membrane; voltage-gated potassium channel complex. Gene Ontology annotation, molecular function: delayed rectifier potassium channel activity; protein binding. Gene Ontology annotation, biological process: potassium ion transmembrane transport; protein homooligomerization; regulation of delayed rectifier potassium channel activity.